CAGUCAGAAAUGUUCCAAAGCGUCACAAACAAGAAAUGCUGACUUCAUUGUUGGACUCACCAGGUGUGAUAACUGAGAAAGGUUUUACGACUCGGCAGUAAGUGGGAUUGUGUUGUUGACGUUUUACAAGUUAAGACUGGACUUUGGUUUUAGUUUUAUUAUCUGUGAAAGAAAUAGAAGCAACGACAAAGAAGACGCAUUUGUUCCUCUGAACAGUAUACUGCUGAUUUUUAACAGGAAAAAUAAAACCCUACAGGAUCAGGACUUGUGGAUUUUUCUACUCUGUCUCUCUGUCUCUGAAUGGGGGAGCGUCUCCCAAGGGUGCCAGGUGGAGUGCAACUCCACAGUGACACUCUGAGGCGACCCCUGCGGACGCUCAGGGUCAAGAUGGUGCUUCUGGGAAGUUCUGGUGUGGGAAAGUCGAGUUUGGCUCUGCGAUUUGGGAGGGAUGAGUUUAGGAGUCCAUCGUCGACUGUGGGAUGUGCCUACCUGACCCGUGUGGUGAAUCUGAGUGAUGUCACUCUUCGCUUUGAGAUAUGGGACACGGCCGGACAAGAAAAGUACCACAGCGUCACGCCACUUUACUACAGAGGAGCUCAUGCUGCAAUCCUGGUCUAUGAUAUCACAAAAAGGGAAACAUUUAUCAGAGCUCAAAUGUGGAUGAAAGAGCUUGAGAAACACUAUAUCCCAGGAACUAUUGUCAUGUGGCUGGUGGGCAACAAGGGGGAUCUGGCUGAGGAGAGGCAAGUCUCAGUGCAGGAAGGACAGAGUCUAGCCAGUGACAGGGGUUUAUCCUUCACAGAGACAUCAGCCAUGUCAGGGGACCAAGUCAGCGAGCUUCUGCUAGCUAUAGCCCACAGAGUGCAUGAGAGUAUCGGAGCAGAGCAGGAUGGUCUGUUAGAGUGGAGGGAGACACAACUCGAGGAUCUGCAUCACAGAAACACCUUCAUUCCUUCUUCAUGCUGCAGAGUUACGCCCUAACUGUCUGUGCUAUUGUUGUUUGAAUAAAUCCCCAGACAGAUCACACUGGAUCCAGCUCAGAAUGGAUAUCUGGAUCCAGCUCAGUAUGGACAUCAGGAUCUGGACCAUGGCCAUCGCUUUAGCAAGUCAAAAGGAAAGUUUGAUCUAGACCCCCAGGCCUCUUUUUCCUGAGGCCCCCAAAAUCCCCUGGAAAGCCCCAGGAGAUCCCCCAUGCAGAGGUCACCUGAUUUCCCAGCAGCCCUUUUGCAACCAACAAUUGUAAAUAUCUCAAUGUCCCUGUGCAUCAAUAACACCAGGAUUGAAUGAUUCCAGCCUUGAUAUUAAAUCUGCAUGUAUUUAGCUUGCUCACACUGCCAUACAAAGUGACUUAACAUCCCUGCAAUCAGACUCUUUCUUAUUGCAAAAUAUUCUCUCAUGUUUUCACAAUAGUGGGUCUCCAAGGGAUGCAGACUCCAAGUUAGAGUUGUUCCGAUUCCGAUAGUGCCGAAAAUGUGGGCAUCGGUAUCG
Messenger RNA from Solea senegalensis (Senegalese sole), 1488 nucleotides. RefSeq names its product ras-related protein Rab-17-like. Gene Ontology annotation, cellular component: endosome. The transcript has 7 exons. NCBI's taxonomy places the organism in Eukaryota, Metazoa, Chordata, Actinopteri, Pleuronectiformes, Soleidae. Bases 301 to 981 code for a protein of 226 amino acids. Gene Ontology annotation, molecular function: GTPase activity; GTP binding. The record is from RefSeq and is a predicted model, not a curated record.